This is a messenger RNA of Ceraceosorus bombacis, 2096 nucleotides long. NCBI's taxonomy places the organism in Eukaryota, Fungi, Basidiomycota, Exobasidiomycetes, Ceraceosorales, Ceraceosoraceae. The record is from the annotation of a GenBank genome assembly.
AUGGCAUCCUUUCAAACAUGGCACAAGCGCAGUGCUAUACUGCUAGCCUUUUGGACCGCCGUGGUGCUCUCCCUUCCAGCAUGGUGGUACCUCACCAGCAUCCAGCGACUGGCUCUGCCUCAAGAGCGCGUGCAAGAUUGGGUGCAAAGGGGCCAUUGUCCCAUUCGCAUCCCGCUUGCCAUUGUCGUGGAGGUGGGUGUGGGGGGUGAAGCAGGGCAAAGUGCAUCUGCAUCUGCAUCUGCGCAUGCAUUGCGGCAUGAGCUGGCAACGCUCUUGCACUCGACGCGCACUCCUACGCCCAAUUGCGAGCAGGUCAUGCAAGUGCAAGUGGUUGCAGAAGGAGAAGCACAACCAGCGCAAGCGCAGAUCAGCCAUCAGCACGGAAGCGCACACCUCAUCACCUUGUCCCUCUCUGCCAGCGCACCGCUCAGCCUCGCCAACGACCUUGCAUCCUCCUCCUCCUCCUCCACCGCCAGCAUCGCUGAUCAAGCGCACGCCAUUCAUCAAGCCAUCUGCAAGUUGCUGCAGCUCGAAGCGAUCCCCACCUCCAUCUCUGCCCGCGAGAUCCCUUACUCUCGCAGAGUGCGAACUGUCUGGCACUUGCUCAACGAAGACGCCUCCGUCAGCCGAGCCAGCAAUCAUACCAGCUACUCGGGUCUGAGAGGGUGGGAUGCGCAGGCUCUCAAUCAUGCCCUCAUCCGCCACAUCGGUCCCAUUGCCCAUCAUCUCGAUGCUAUUCACGAUAUCGCUACGGAAUCGCAAGUCAAAUGGUACGCACCUCUUGACUUUCAGCCUGUCGAGAUGCACGUGCCUGGCGAGAGCGUGCCAGAGGUGCUGGCAACUGUGGCACAGGCGCAGAGGCAGCAGCGCGACCACCAGAGCGCGGAUGAUGAUGAUCAGGUGACGCGCGAUGCGAGCACGCAAGACGAAGCGUCAAAGGCGCGUGACAGCGACGAGUCGGCGGAUGCGGAAUCAUUACCGAGCGAGGAGCAGCAGCAGCUGGUGACCGGCAUUGCGCUUCCAGAGCUUCCGCAGCCAAAGAAGGUGCACCUGAUCACCCCGGAUGAUCUGACCGUCUUUGUCAAUAGCGCUGCCUGGGGUCUAUCAUCACCCUCACCGGCGGGCGAGUACGAGUUUCCAAGCGCUCCUUGGACCAAGCGUUUGGAAGAGGCGCAAGAACAUGCAUGGGGCUCCGAGGAGUUGGAAGAAGAGAGGACGCUUCAUUUCGUCCUUUUUGUUGCUGCGCCUCAUCACCGACCGCUGCUCAUCCAGACCCACAACUCCACGGCAGCUUCCAACUCUAGCGGCUUCUUGCUACCUCAAUGGGGAGGCGUCUUUCUGCACAACAUUGCAGAGGUGCAGGCGGCUUCAGAUGUUGGGGAUGCGCUAGCACCCGCGCUAGGCUCCGACGAUCUGGACCCGGCUAUGCGCGUCUUUGCUUCCCAAUUGAGAGCACUCUUGGGUCUGAGAAUACCAAUCUCGCCCCGAGGUAGUACGCAAGGGCAGAGGGAAGCGCGCAUAGCAGUAGCUCGUCAAGCUCUGCUUCGAAGACGCAUCGCAGAGACUGCGAGGGAGGCGGUCAGGACGCUGGAUGGCAUCAUCAAGCUUACGCACAAGAUUGAGAAUCUGGGAAUCGGACCGAGGGUCAGGGAUGAUGUGAUGAGCGCAUUGGAUGCGUUGGAUCAGGUGAGUCGAGCCGGACCGGAGACAAUACAUCAGCGAGACACUCUUCUUGGAGUGCCGCGCUGCUCUGACAGAAACGCCAUGCUGCCCCCUCCUUCCACUCUGCUUGGACGCAGCUCGAGAUGGAAUUUCGAUUGCAAGAUUCCUCUGCCGGAUCGACGUCCGAGCGACUAUCUCGGGCGCUAUCGCACAGCAGACGAGCAGCAUCUCACGCUUCCAGAGCAUUCUUCAAUAGAGACAUGCUAGCACUGCUCUACUUUCCCGCAGAGCACAAGUAUGCCGUGUACACGCCAUUAUUCGGACCUGUUGCUGUACCCCUCUUGGUCGCUUUGGCUAGAUUGGCAAAGGAGAGGCGCAAAGCGAGAAGCGCGGAAAAGGAAAAGGAAAAGGAGAGCAGCAAAAAGGAGCGGUGA